AUGGAUCCAAACUCCAUCUUGCUUUCUUCUCAGUCUGGGACCUGCUCCCACCUGGAAGAACCCUGUGUGGAUGGUGAGAGAGGCCCAGCCUCCCAAGGGCUGGAGAGAGACUUCCCCUUUCCCUGGGGCCACACCUCUGGCUCUAGCCUCACUGAUGUCAACUGGUUUGGGGAUGAGCACAUCCAGGCCAAGAGGGCAAGAGUGGAGACCAUAGUCCAAGGCAUAUGUCUCUCCCCCAACCCCCUGGUGCCAGCCAAUCCCCAAACCAGGGACGGCCCAUGCUGCCCAGAGAAGGCCCGGGAGCGGAAGAGGAAGCAGAGUCUUCCCAUGCAGCAAGGCCUCCUGAAGUCAGGCCCUGCUUGGGGCAACAGGAAAGGGGGCCCCCGGGUGAGAGAACAACUUCAUCUGCUCACGCAACAGCUGAGACAUCUGCAAGAGCACAUCCUGCAGGCUGCUGAGCGCAGGGCUGCAGCUCAGGGCCCCAGAGGCUCUGAGCAGGGGCAAGGCCCGCGGAGAACAAAGCAGAGGAAUAGCUGUGAGUCUAGCCCCUGGGCUAUGAACAGUGACCGCCACCAGGAUUCUAGCAAGGACCUCUGUGGGGCAGAAAAACACAGAGUGUCUGAGGCGGAACACCAGUCUGAGGAGCUCAGAUUUCUUUCUUCUGGAACACAAGCUUCGUUGGAGAUUCUGAGGAAAGAACUGACCAGGGCAGUGUCCCAGGCUGUGGACUCAGUUUUACAAAAGGUGCUUUUGAAUCCACCAGGACACCUGACCCAGCAGGACAGAAGUUUCCAGCAACUAGUGCCAGAGGGCAGAAGAGAGCCCUCACCUCCUGUGGGAGGUACAUAUAAAGAUCUGCUUGCUCUGGCCACCUUGCCCAGAAGGGCCCAGCCACAAGCUGGGGUCCCUAUGGGAAACUUACCACUGGUCAAGCCUCUAGAUUCUCCUAGGUACCCUAUCUCUCCAAGAAUCUCCAAACCCUAUCAGGGUCCCCUCGAAAACUGUCCCUUGGCUAUUCCUUCCCAUGUCCAGGAAAAUCAGAUUCUUAGCCAGCUACUGGGUCAUGAACCCAAAGGCUAUUGGAGCAACAACCCUCCACUGGACUCAUCUCCCCAAAGUCACCCCUCCUUAGCGUCUGCUCUGCAACCUUGGGUCUGGAGCCAAAAGCAGUGCCCUGUGCCUUUCACCAUGGUCCCCCGUCUGGAGAGCCGACCCCUCCUUCCCUCUGUGAAGAUGGAGCAGGGCAGCCUGGACACUGUCACAGAUGCACUUCCUUUUUCUUCUGUGUAAAUCCAGGAAGGACUGAACCCUGGUCACUUGAAGAAGGCCAAACUAAUGUUCUUCUUCACACGGUACCCCAGCUCCGGCCUCCUGAAGGCUUAUUUCCCUGAUGUCCAGUUCAACCGCUGCAUCAUCUCUCAGAUGAUCAAAUGGUUCAGCAACUUUCGUGAGUUUUAUUACAUCCAAAUGGAAAAAUUUGCCCGGCAAGCAGUUUCAGAUGGUGUUACAAAUUCCAAAGUGCUGGUGGUUCUCCGUGAUUCAGAACUUUUUCGAGCCCUCAAUAUGCACUAUAACAAGGGAAACGACUUUGAGGUCCCGGAUUGCUUCUUGGAAACUGCCAGCUUGACGUUGCAAGAGUUCUUCAGGGCUGUCUCCACAGGGAAAGACUCAGAUCCUUCCUGGAAGAAACCCAUUUAUAAAAUUAUUUCCAAACUGGACAGUGACAUCCCAGAGAUAUUCAAAUCUUCCAGGUAUCCCCAGGAGGUGUUUCGGAGCUAA
Molecule: messenger RNA, 1779 nt
Organism: Sciurus carolinensis (gray squirrel)
Lineage: Eukaryota; Metazoa; Chordata; Mammalia; Rodentia; Sciuridae
Gene: Prox2
Product: prospero homeobox 2
Exons: 5
Biological process (GO): regulation of transcription by RNA polymerase II
Cellular component (GO): nucleus
Molecular function (GO): DNA-binding transcription factor activity, RNA polymerase II-specific; RNA polymerase II cis-regulatory region sequence-specific DNA binding
Source: RefSeq, a predicted model, not a curated record